AUGAACAGAAUUUCUCGGCAUGCCCUGUCUGAGGCUCAGAAGAAGAUGUACGCGGCCGAGCAGAUGAUGAAUUUUCGUUGGAUUUCGAAGGUUCUGGCUUCGUGUUCGCCUCGCGUUCUGACUUCUGUGGACGAAGCACCUAUCAGUCUCCAAGCAGAACUGGCGGAGAUAGGGCAAUUUGCAGAGCUUGCCUACAGCUCAGUUCCCAUUUCUUUUGUUUUGGAUCAUCUCCCACAUCUAGUACAGAAUGAUUUCCCCUUUGAAGGCUACGACGCACUACAGAACGCUGUUCUGGUAUCUGACUUUCAUGGUGACGUCGCCAAUUUGCACGGUUUCGUGGCAUACCGACGGCAUACGAAUCAACUCAUCGUUUCUCUUUCUGGAACUUCAACCCUUCUGCAAGGCUUGUACGACGUAUGGGGAAAUAAAAACCGUCAUUCCUCAAAGAGAGGGUGGGUGCAUGCCGGAUUUUGGGCAAUAUACAAGGGAAUACGACCUACCAUCCUUGAUGCCAUUCGGAAAGGUAUCGAGGUCCACCAGGAGGUUACCGAAAUUGUUGUGACUGGGCAUAGCAUGGGAGGUGCAUUGUCUCAUCUUCUGCUUCUGGACGUUUUGUCCAAUAACGACAUUAUUCCUUCUCGCGUCUCUCUCAAAUUGGCGGUCUUUGGAGUUCCUCGAGUCGGAGAUAUCAACCUGGUUAAUUACUGGCGGCAGCUAUGUCUGGACUAUCGCGCUCGUAAUGGAGUUGAUUCGUUUCAGGAGUACUCGGUCAAGGCUUAUAAUGAUGGUGUGCCUUCCCUUCCCCCGUUAGCGUUAGGAUAUCGCCACUUCACCCAAGAACCUUUGUAUUUUGUGCAUGGGCGUCUGUUUCGUGUCCCUCCAUCCGAAACUGAAUAUGCAUUGUUUCGGGUGGAGGCCGGUUCGGAUGAUUUGACCCUUCCAGAACAUCCAAGGGGAGGCCAUAAUUACUACAACGGGCGCGACCAAGAGAAGUUCAUCCGUCGCAUGAAAUGGCUGAACGAUGCCUUGGCAAAAUCAGACACAGAGUGGCAGAGAAGAUACAAGAAGCUUGUUGAGAAGAACUCAAAGUCUCGAUGA
Molecule: messenger RNA, 1098 nt
Organism: Marasmius oreades (fairy-ring Marasmius)
Lineage: Eukaryota; Fungi; Basidiomycota; Agaricomycetes; Agaricales; Marasmiaceae
Exons: 3
Coding region: 1-1098 (365 amino acids)
Biological process (GO): lipid metabolic process
Source: RefSeq, a predicted model, not a curated record